AUGUCGUGGCUGUCUAUUCCCUCAGAGUCUCACUUCUCCAUCGCCAACAUCCCGUUCGGCAUCAUCUCUACAUCAUCCAACCCAACUCCUAGACCUGCCGUCGCCAUCGGAGAUCAUGUUCUAGACCUGCAAGCCUUUGCAAAGGGAGAUGGAUUCUCUGGUAGCACAGAUGCUCAAAAGCAUGCUGACCUCUUCUCUCAAUCUUCGUUGAACGCCUUUGCAGCUCUUGGACGUCCUGUUCAUCGCGUCGUCAGAAGCUAUCUCCAGGAUGUCUUUGCAAAGGAUACCAAGUAUGCCCAAAUUCUCAAGGACAACCAAAAGCUUCAAGAAAUAGCUCUUCUCAAGAGUUCAGAUGUGAAGAACCAUGUUCCCCUCAACAUUGGAGACUACACCGACUUCUAUGUCGGAAAGCAUCACGCCUUCAACGUCGGCUGUCUUUUCCGUGGCCCCGAUAAUGCGCUGCAGCCAAACUACACAUAUCUUCCUGUCGCUUACCACGGAAGAGCAAGCAGUGUUGUCAUCUCUGGAACACCCAUUCGUCGUCCAUGGGGUCAAAUCCUCCGCCCGGGCAACAAGGUUCCUGAUCUUGCACCUUCGGAGAAGUUGGAUAUCGAGCUUGAGAUGGGUAUGUUCAUCUGUCGCGAGAAUGCUUUAGGUGAACCCAUUCCUAUCAGCGAAGCAGAGGACUACAUCUUCGGCUACGUCCUUUUGAACGAUUGGAGUGCGCGCGAUGUCCAGGCCUGGGAGUAUGUGCCUCUUGGACCUUUUACCGCCAAGAAUCUGGGCUCCAGUAUCAGUGCCUGGGUUGUCCUCGCCGAUGCGCUAGACGGCGCAAAAGCAGCUGGUAUCAAGAACGACAGCGAGAUUCUUCCCUACCUACAGGAAAACAAGGAGAAGAACGUUUUGGACAUUGACUUGGAAGUGGAGAUCAUUACGGCGGAUGGAAACAAGCAAAUCCUGAGCAAGACUAGCUCCAGAAACCUCCUCUGGUCAUGGCCCCAAAUGAUUGCUCACCACACCAUCACCGGCUGCAAUCUGCGUCCUGGUGAUUUCUUAGGCUCUGGCACCAUCUCUGGCCCUGACUCUGGUACUGAGGGAAGUUUGCUAGAACAGACAAAGGGCGGAAAGAUUGCCAUCAAACUCAACAAUGGCGAAGAGCGCAAGUUUAUCCAAAACGGCGACACACUCGUGCUCAGAGGAUCGUAUGGCAGUGGCGAUGCCAAGGUUGGCUUCGGUGAGGUUUCUGGAACUAUUCUCGAGCCUCUUCCCUUGUUCAAGUAA
Molecule: messenger RNA, 1281 nt
Organism: Fusarium pseudograminearum CS3096
Lineage: Eukaryota; Fungi; Ascomycota; Sordariomycetes; Hypocreales; Nectriaceae
Exons: 2
Coding region: 1-1281 (426 amino acids)
Biological process (GO): L-phenylalanine catabolic process; homogentisate catabolic process; L-tyrosine catabolic process
Molecular function (GO): fumarylacetoacetase activity
Source: RefSeq, a predicted model, not a curated record